Molecule: messenger RNA, 4206 nt
Organism: Nanorana parkeri
Lineage: Eukaryota; Metazoa; Chordata; Amphibia; Anura; Dicroglossidae
Product: zinc finger protein 850-like
Exons: 7
Coding region: 13-4206 (1397 amino acids)
Biological process (GO): regulation of transcription by RNA polymerase II
Molecular function (GO): RNA polymerase II cis-regulatory region sequence-specific DNA binding; DNA-binding transcription factor activity, RNA polymerase II-specific
Source: RefSeq, a predicted model, not a curated record
AUCAGGAGUGACAUGGAGGAACCUCACAUGAUGUACAGUACAUGCAGUUCUCUAGGAGUAGACCCCAUUAACCCCAACCUCCAUCUCUUGCCCAGUACCGCUUUGUCAUCUGAUCCCUCUGCACCUGGAGGAACCUUUUACGGUCCCUCACCUUCCAUCACCCCUCAUACAGAUCAUAGCGUGUGUUACGUUUGUGGGAAAUUCUUUACCAGGAAUGAAACUCUCACCGUACACCAAAGAUCUUACACGGGGGAGAAGCCAUGUUCUGUGUGCGGGAAAUGCUUUCUUAGAAAAUUGUGCUUCACCAAUCAAGAAAAGCCCCAUACGGAAGAGAAGCCGUACGUUUGUUCGGAAUGCGGUAAAUGCUUCAGCCAGAAGUCCAAUCUUACCUUCCACCAGCGGAUUCACACCGGCGAAAAGCCGUAUUCUUGUUCCCAGUGUGGUAAAUGCUUUAAUGUCAACGCCCGUCUUCUCCAGCAUCAAAGAACUCACACCGGGGUGAAGCCGUAUUCGUGUUCGGAGUGCAGAAAAUGUUUUACGGAGAGCUCGGCUCUUGCAAAGCACAAGAGAAUUCACACGGGGGAGAAGCCGUAUUCGUGUUCGGAGUGCGGCAAAUGUUUUACUCAGGGGUGCCACCUUGAGUUACAUAAGAGGACUCACACCGGGCAGAAGCCGUAUUUAUGUUCGGAGUGCGGGAAAUGUUUUGCUACCAGUUCAGCUCUUGUUAAUCACAGAAGAACUCACACCGGGGAGAAGCCGUAUUCCUGUUCAUAUUGCGAGAAAUGUUUCACCCGGAAAAAAAAUCUUCUGUUGCAUCAGAAAGUUCACACUGGCCCACGUCCGUACUCCUGUGCCGAGUGCGGGAAAAGCUAUAUGAAAAAUUCUGGCCUUCUGCGACAUCAGAGAGCUCACACCGGGGAGAAGCCGUAUUCAUGCUCGGAAUGUGAGAAAUGUUUUGCUAUGAACGCAGAUCUUGUACAACACCAGAGAACUCACACAAGGGAGAAGCCGUAUUCCUGUUCUGAAUGUGGGAAAUAUUUCAUGUGCAAGUCAAAUCUCACUGUACACCGUUUGACUCACACAGGCUUUCCGCCGACGGAUCUGCACAAGCCGUACUCCUGUUCAGAGUGCGGGAAAAGUUUUAAGUUUAAUGCUAGCCUUCUCCGACAUCAGAGAACUCACACAGGAGAGAAGCCGUAUUCAUGCUCAGAAUGCGGGAAGUGUUUUACGAUAAAUGCUGGCCUUCUCCGACAUCAGAGAGCUCACACCGGGGAGAAGCCGUAUUUAUGCUCGGAAUGCGGGAAGUGUUUUGCUACGAACGCAUAUCUUGUUCAACACCGAAGAACUCACACGGGGGAGAAGCCGUAUUCCUGUUCUGAAUGUGGGAAAUGCUUUAGUCAGAGGACCAGUCUUAUUUUACACGAGAGGGCUCACACAGGAGAGAAACCAUAUUCAUGUACGGAAUGUGGCAAACAUUUCAGGCAGAAGUCAAAUCUCACUCUCCACCGAUGGACUCACACAGGCUUUCGACCGACGUACAGGCACAAGGCAUACUCCUGUUCCGAGUGCGGGAAAAGUUUUACGAUAAAUGCUAGCCUUCUCCGACAUCAGAGAGCUCACACCGGGGAGAAGCCGUAUUCAUGCUCGGAAUGCGGGAAGUGUUUUGCUAUGAACGCAGAUCUUGUACAACACAAGAAUACUCACACGGGGGAGAAGAGAUAUUCUUGUUCUGAAUGUGGGAAAUGCUUUAGUCACAGGAGCAGUCUUGCUUCACAUGAGAGAACUCACACUGGGGAGAAGCCGUAUUCAUGCUCCGAAUGUGGGAAACGCUUUAGUCAGAGGAGCAGUUUUGCUUUGCAUAGGAGAACUCACACCGGGGAGAAGCCGUUUUCCUGUUCUAAGUGUGGGAAAUGCUUUAGUCAGAAGAACAGUCUUGUUUUGCAUGAGAUAACUCACACCAAGCAGAAGCCGUACUCCUGUUCCGAGUGCGGGAAAUGCUAUAAGGUAAAUGCUAGCCUUCUCCGACAUCAGAGAGCUCACACCGGGGAGAAGCCGUAUUCAUGCUCGGAAUGUGAGAAAUGUUUUGCUAUGAACGCAGAUCUUGUACAACACCAGAGAACUCACACGGGGGAGAAGCCGUAUUCCUGUUCUGAGUGUGGGAAAUGCUUUAGUCAGAGGACCAGUCUUGUUUUACACAAGAGGGCUCACACAGGAGAGAAACCAUAUUCAUGUACGGAAUGUGGCAAACAUUUCAUAAACAAAUCAAAUCUCACUUUACACCGACGGACUCACACAGGGGAGAAGCCGUAUUCAUGCUCGGAAUGCGGGAAGUGUUUUGCUAUGAACACAGAUCUUGUACAACACCGGAGAACUCACACGGGGGAGAAGCCGUAUUCCUGUUCCGAGUGUGGGAAACACUUUAGUCACAGGACCAGUCUUGCUUCGCAUGGGAGAACUCACACUGGGGAGAAGCCGUAUUCAUGUUCGGAAUGUGGAAAGUGUUUCAGUCAGCACAGCAAUCUUACAUUGCAUCAGAGAGCUCACACAGGGGAGAAGCCGUGUUCAUGCUCCGAAUGCGAGAAAUGUUUUGCUAUGAACGUAGAUCUUGUACAACACCAGAGAACUCACACGGGGGAGAAGCCGUAUUCCUGUUCUGAAUGUGGAAAAUGCUUUAGUCAGAGGACCGGUCUUGUUUUACACAAGAGGGCUCACACAGGAGAGAAACCAUAUUCAUGUACGGAAUGCGGCAAACAUUUCAGGCAGAAGUCAAAUCUCACUAUCCACCGACGGACUCACACAGGUUUUGCGCCGACGGACGGACACAAGGCAUACUCCUGUUCCGAGUGCGGGAAAAGUUUUAAGAAAAAUGAUAGCCUUCUCCGACAUCUGAGAACUCACACAGGGGAGAAGCCGUAUUCAUGCUCGGAAUGCGGGAAGUGUUUUGCUAUGAACACAAAUCUUGUACAACACCAGAGAACUCACACGGGGGAGAAGAGGUAUUCCUGUUCCGAGUGUGGGAAACGCUUUAGUCAGAGUACCAGUCUUGUUUUGCAUAGGAGAACUCACACUGGGGAGAAGCCGUAUUCAUGUUCCGAGUGUGGGAAAUGCUUUAGUCAGAGGACCAGUCUUGUUUCGCAUGGGAGAACUCACACCGGGGAGAAGCCGUAUUCAUGCUCGGAAUGUGGAAAGUGUUUCAGUCAGCACAGCAAUCUUACAUUGCAUAAGAAAAUUCACACCAAGCACAAGCCGUACUCCUGUUACGAGUGCGGGAAAAGUUUUAAGAAAAAUGCUGGCCUUCUCCGACAUCAGAGAGCUCACACAGGGCAGAAGCCGUUUUCAUGCUUGGAAUGCGGGAAGUGUUUUGCUAUGAACACAGAUCUUGUACAACACCAGAGAACUCACACGGGGGAGAAGCCGUAUUCUUGUUCUGAAUGUGGGAAAUGCUUUAGUCAGAGGACCAGUCUUAUUUUACAUGAGAGAACUCACACAGCAGAGAAACCAUAUUCAUGUACGGAAUGUGGCAAACAUUUCAUGCACAAGUCAACUCUCACUUUACACCAAUGGACUCACACAGGCUUUACACCGACGGACAGGCACAAGGCAUACUCCUGUUCCCAGUGCGGGAAAUGUUUUAUGAAAAACGAUAGCCUUCUCCGACAUCAGAGAGCUCACACAGGAGAGAAGCCGUAUUCAUGUUCGGAAUGCGGGAAAAGUUUUGCUAUGAACACAGAUCUUGUACAACACUGGAGAACUCACACGGGGGAGAAGCCGUAUUCCUGUUCUGAAUGUGGGAAAUGCUUUAGUCAAAGGGCUAGUCUUGUUUCGCAUGGGAGAACUCACACCGGGGAGAGGCCGUAUUCAUGUUCCGAAUGUGGGAAAUGCUUUCGUGAGAAGACCGGUCUUGUUUCGCAUGAGAGAACUCACACAGGAGAGAAACCAUAUUCAUGCUCAGAAUGCGGGAAGUGUUUUGCUACGAACACAGAUCUUGUACAACACCAGAGAACUCACACAGGGGAGAAGCCGUAUUCCUGUUCCGAGUGUGGAAAAAGCUUUACUCAGAGGAACGGUCUUGCUUCGCAUUGGAGAAUUCACACUGGGGAGAAGCCGUAUUCAUGUUCGGAAUGUGGAAAGUGUUUCAGUCAGCACAGCAAUCUUACAUUGCAUAAGAAAAUUCACACCAAGCAGAAGCCGUCUUCAUGUUCAUAA